GAGUCGAGCCAAGCAGCGAGGUCAGAGCAGAGACACACUACCAGCAGUACAACCUUGAAUUUCCAAACAAACCACCACAUGAUGGACACAGAAGAAAGACCUGGAAGUUGUCCUGCCACGGCUCAAACUCCUGUCAGGACCUGGCUCUCUUCCAGCUCAAGAGGAGUGCCUGGAACACCCAGUGACUCAGCCUCCCGUUUCCUUGGAGACGGAGUUCGCUACAAGGCCAAGCUGAUUGGCAUUGACCCGGUACCUGACGCACAGGGAGAAAAGAUGUGCUGGGACUCUAUGAUGAAACUAAAGGGCUUUGAGGCAGCAGCAAGGAGACAGGGGAAACACAAGCAGAGAGUUUGGCUGAAAGUUUCCUCCAGCGGCCUCAAAAUAAUGGAUGAAAGGACCGGGAUCUUACUUUAUGAUCAUGACAGGACCAGGAUCAGCUCUUUAAGGAAAGAUGAAUCUGACCCCAGAGCUCUGGCAUACGUCUACCAACACCAAGACACCUACAUCCUCUACUACAUCAAGAUGGCCAACCUGGCAGAUCCAGUCCUGAUUGAUAUCAAAGAGGUUUGUCAGGGUGUGGACCAAGAGACUCCACAGGAAGCUGCAGAGGCACCGACACAAACCAGUUCAUUACUUCUUCUAAAUGACAGUCCAGCCCCUCCAGCUGAGGGUCCAGCUUUAGAGGAUGUGUUUAGUCCAGACUCUUCACCAGGACAGUCAAACCAGGCUUCUUCCACUAAUGAGCUGAUGGAGAUUUUCUCCAUUCAGAUGGAGGACGCAAUGAUGCCCACACAGACAUGUACCAGUCACUCAGAGUCUCCACAGCCGACGCUCUCCAGCUCUCAGAUCCUCUCCAUGUUCCCCACACAACCACUAAGGAGCUCUCCAUACUCCUCUCCUCCAUACUCUCCCACCUCCAUGCCCUGGGGUCAACAGGGGUUUAUGGGAAAUCAAUGGGCAGGCUCACCUGUGGCCCCCUGGCCCACAAUGCCUGGAAAUAUGACAGCGUGGGGACCAGCAGGCAUAGCAGUACCCAAUCCAGGCGGCCAGAUGGAGGCUCACAGCUCUCAGCCAGGAUUCAUGAGGGGAGGAAACACACCCACUUCACCUGCUUCACCCACUUCACCCACUGCUGUCAUGGGGCACCCCACCCCUUUAAACUCCCUUUAUGCUCCUGCUGGAGAAACAGGAGCACUGCAGCCACCGCCCCCUACCUCAGAUCUCUUACUGUGA
Molecule: messenger RNA, 1233 nt
Organism: Larimichthys crocea (large yellow croaker)
Lineage: Eukaryota; Metazoa; Chordata; Actinopteri; Sciaenidae
Product: disabled homolog 2
Exons: 10
Coding region: 79-1233 (384 amino acids)
Cellular component (GO): cytoplasm; intracellular membrane-bounded organelle
Source: RefSeq, a predicted model, not a curated record